Messenger RNA from Cuscuta campestris, 1212 nucleotides. NCBI's taxonomy places the organism in Eukaryota, Viridiplantae, Streptophyta, Magnoliopsida, Solanales, Convolvulaceae. The record is from the annotation of a GenBank genome assembly.
UCAAAACAAAAGAAAUAAAAAAAAAUCAGAAGCUUUGCCGGAAGGAAAGUCCGGCGAGGAGUUUGAAGGGCGCGCGGGAGAUUCGAGUGACAUGAUGAUGAAGAGUUACGGCGAAGCUGUGAACGAUCAACGGCAGCGACUGGAUAUGCCGCCGGGGUUCCGGUUCCAUCCGACGGAUGACGAACUGGUGGUGCACUAUCUCUGCCGGAAAUGCGCCGGCCAGUCAAUCUCCGUUCCGAUCAUUGCCGACAUCGAUCUUUACAAGUUUGACCCCUGGCAGCUUCCCGGUUUGGCGUUGUACGGUGAGAAAGAAUGGUACUUCUUUUCCCCGAGAGACCGGAAGUACCCGAACGGGUCGCGCCCCAACAGGGCUGCCGGAACAGGGUACUGGAAGGCCACCGGAGCCGAUAAGCCCGUCGGUAAACCCAAAACUCUGGGGAUAAAGAAAGCUCUGGUUUUCUACGCCGGCAAGGCCCCUAAAGGCUUAAAGACUAAUUGGAUCAUGCACGAGUACCGUCUAGCUAACGUCGACCGUUCCGCCGGAAAAAGAAGCAAUUUGCGGCUUGAUGAUUGGGUGUUGUGCCGGAUAUACAACAAGAAAGGCACGGUGGAGAAGAACUAUAACGCCGUCGGCGAUCUACCGGAAGUUCAAGAACAGAAGCCGAACAUCAUCAAACAACCCGGGACGGCGCUGCUGCAGGCGCCGCCACGGCCGCUUCCCGCGGCGGUGGAGGCCAAGAAGGAGCACGUGCAGUUCGACACGUCGGAGUCGGUGCCGAAGUGGCACACGGAGUCCAGCUGCUGUUCGGAGCAAGUGAUGUCUCCGGCGGGGUUCGCCGCCGAGAAGGAGGUGCAGAGCGCGGCAAAAUGGGACGACAUGGAUUUCCAGCUCAACAACUUCAUCGAUCCUAUGCAAGAUGAUCUGUUUCAUUACCAGCAGUACAAUGAUCCCUUCCAAGACUUGUUCAUGUACUCGAACAAGCCUUUCUAAAUUUAAGAAAAAUAUAAGGAAAAAAAAAACAAAGAAAACAGAGCUUUUGUUUAAAUUUAAAUAGAUUGAUUUGUUCAAUAUUACUGGUAGCUAGAUUAUACUAGGAGCUCAUUAGGCGACAUUCUUUGUCCCACUGAAAAUACUUAAUGUUCAAAAUAUUUUGGUCAUUUCACAAGCUAACCAUCACUGUUCAUCUUCUUAAUUAAAUUAUCUUUUACUGU